This is a messenger RNA of Cotesia glomerata, 2961 nucleotides long. RefSeq lists its product as uncharacterized. The transcript is spliced from 4 exons. Lineage: Eukaryota; Metazoa; Arthropoda; Insecta; Hymenoptera; Braconidae. The coding region runs from base 1169 to 2005 and encodes 278 amino acids. The record is from RefSeq and is a predicted model, not a curated record.
AAUCAAAUAUUUUUAUAGAGAAUUGAACGUUCUACAAAAAAGCUCUGAUAUCAUUUUUCGAUUACUCAACUCAUUCAAAAGUUAUUCAAGGUCAAAGUUAAAUUUAUUAUCAAUUUAGCCAUUUUCUUCAUAAUCCGCCGAAAUUAAUUUUUUCUGAUUUUUGUAACUAAUGAACUGUACAUUGCUCUGCAAUUUCAAUCAAAUAUUUCUGUAGAGAAUUGAACGCUCUACAAAAAAGCUUUGAUAUCAUUUUUCGAUUACUCAACUCAUUCGAAAGUUAUUCAAUGUCAAAGUUAAAUUCAUUAUCAAUUUAGCUGUUUUUCUGAAUGAUUUGGCAAAAAUAUUGUUUUUCGAAAAAAUGUUCUCCAAAUAUUUUUUAAAAUACUAAUUAGACUUCUGAGGAUUGUUAACCAAUAUUUUUCGCUGUAUGAUAAAGAUGGACGAAGUACUUAAAACAAUUUAUCAAUGACAGUUAGCUCUAUAGAUAUUGGUAAUCAGUUAUUUUAAAAUUGUCAUUUCAAAAUCGAUAAUCAAAUGGCGCUGAGUGUAAAUGUCAUCAUUUCAUUAGAUUAAUUGAUUGUUUUGACAUUUCUAUUUAAUAGACGUCUUGUUUACAUAAGUUGUGGAAACUCGUAAGCAAUUAGUGAAUAUUAAUAAUUUUCAAGUUUAAAUUUUCUUUGUGAAUUAUAUGAUAACAUUGAAAAUGAAUAAAUUGAUCAAUAUUAUUGGUGAUCCAGUGGAGGAUUUUAUUGGACGUAAACUUCCCUUAAUAGAAGAGGUUAUUGCGGUAUUUUUUUAUCAUAAAAAUAUUCUCAAAAUAAAUUAUAGAGGAAGUUCUCAAAAAACAAUCGAUAAACUCGAAAAAAGUGGUCUGAGGCUGACAUCCCAUUGUGUGGGAAAAAAUAUGCGUUAAAAAAAUUUUAAACAAUAUUAGAAGAAGACAAAAAAUUACAAAAGUCUUCUCAACGAAAACGGUCUGCAAUACAGAAAAAAAAAUGAAGCAAUUUUCCAUCAAAAAAUAGCAAAUUUAUUCGACAUUGCCAAAGUAAAUGUCGAAAAAUAUCUCACUGAUGAUAAAAAGUUGUUCUUAUCAGGUCAGCGAUCAAAAAGUAGAUUCGGUUUGAUUGAUAUUGUUCAAUUGAGCUCAGCGGAAAAUACUGAAGAUGCUAUGGACGUAGAGCCUGUUGUUACAAACGAACCUGACGCUAAUGUGGCUCUAGCAAGUCAAAAAUCUUCAUUAUUUCAAUCUAACUUAUCAGCAACAACAUUGAGUCAUACAUCUACUGAUGUAUCUGAUUUUGAAAGUCAGUUUAGCCAACCGAAACAAACUCCAAAAUUGAAUGUAAUGACACGUGAACUCUGUGCUGCACUUGAUCGAUCACAAGUGACUCACAGGAAUGCCAUUUUUAUUUUAUCUGCUGCGUACAAAAGUGUGGGAAUCAAUCUGUCAACUCUUAAUCUGAGUUACAGUACAAUUUAUCGAACGCGAAUUAAAUUUAGGUCAGAUAUUGCUAAGGAUCUGAAAUCUGAAUUUCACAAAGACGACCGUUAUGUAGUGCAUUGGGACGAGAAAAUUCUCAGUGAUAUCGCAAGCACGAAAACUGUGGACCGUAUUGCAGUUCUUUUAUCAGUUUCUGGGGUUGAUCAACUUCUCGGAGUUCCAAAAGCUGACGACGAAACUGCUCUUAAACAAGCUUCUGCUGUUAUUGACCCUUUGAAUCAGUGGGAAGUUGCUCCAUAUGUGAAAACAAUGUGUUUUGAUACGCCACCUGUAAAUACUGGUAUUUACAAAGGAACUUGUGUUUUAAUCGAAAAAGAACUUGGCAGAAAAUUAGUAUGGCUUCCAUGUCGCCAUCACAUAAUGGAGAUUAUUUUGAGAGGAGUUUUUGAAGUUCUUUGGAAGACGACAUCGGGUCCUUACGUUCCAAUAUUUGUUAAAUUAAAAAAAUUCUGGGACAAAGUUGAUCAAUCCAAUUAUAAAAGUGGAAUUGAGGAUGAACUGUAGCGAAUACUUUAAUAGAAAAAAAAAGCUGAAAUUGUUACUUUCAUUAACAACUGCCUACAGAUGUCACAACCUCGAGAUGAUUAUCGAGAACUUUUACUCCUAUGUUUAGUGUUCCUUGAUAGUUCUUAUGAGAAAUUAUUUUUUUUUAAACGACCUGGUGCCAUGCACCAUGCGCGAUGGAUGUCUAAGGCUAUUUACAGCUUGAAAAUAUUUUUAUUUCGUGAUCAGUUUAAACUUUCAGAUCAAGAAAAGAAAAAUUUACGCAGAAUUUGUAUUUUUGUAAUUUUAAUUUAUAUCAAAGUAUGGUAUAAUUCAACUUCUGCUAUCCAAGCACCAAACAAUGACUUAGAAUUUAUGAAGAAUUUGAUUCAUUCUAAAAAAAUUAAUUCGCCACUGUUACAACGAGCUUGUCAGAAAAUGAUGGAACACUUGUGGUAUUUAAAUAAAGAAUUUACCACAAUCUCAUUAUUUGACGACAAUGUAUCUGUUGAUGUGAAAAAAAAAUUGUUGCGGCAAUUCAAAAUCGGUAAAGUUCUACACCAAUGCGUCAAAGGUAUGAGAUUAUGGAGCAAGAUCUUGAAUCUUUAUUGGAAAAAGAUUUGAGUGAUUUUGUCUCCAAAAAUUCGCUAGAACUAUUCCAAAAAUUCGAUUUGCCAUGCGAUUUUUUGGAGGAUGAUAUUUCAACAUGGUGCAGAAAUGAUUCAUAUAAGGAAUGUUCAGAAUAUUUCAAUACGUUAAAAGUCACUAAUGAUGUAGCUGAACGAGGUGUUGCUUUGAUUGAGGAAUACAACAAUUACCUCACAAAAGAUAUAUGUUAAAUAAAUUCACUUGUCUGUUGGUCUGAAUUAAGAAAACGCAAAAACACGAAUAACUCUUCAGGCAAUGAAUAAAAUUUAACUUAUUUUUAUGUGCAAUCUAUUUAAAAAUGAUUUUUCAAUAAAAUUACUGCAAUCUUC